GCGGCGGCGGCAGCGGCGGGGGCAGCCCGGGCAGCCCGAGCCCCGCGGCCUGGGCCUGCGCUCGGCGCCAUGAGCGGUGGCGCGCCUUCGGGGGGCGGCCCUGGGGGCUCGGGCCGGGCGCGGACCAGCUCGUUCGCGGAGCCAGGCGGCGGAGGAGGCGGCGGCGGCGGCGGCCCGGGGGGUUCGGCCUCUGGCCCAGGCGGCAGCGGCGGCGGGAAGACGUCAGUCGGAGCCAUGGGCGGGGGCGUGGGGGCCUCAAGCUCCGGGGGUGGCCCCGGCGGCAGCGGCGGAGGAGGCAGCGGCGGCCCCGGCGCGGGCACCAGCUUCCCGCCGCCCGGAGUGAAGCUGGGCCGUGACAGUGGGAAGGUGACCACAGUGGUAGCCACUCUAGGCCAAGGCCCGGAGCGCUCCCAGGAGGUGGCUUACACAGACAUCAAAGUGAUUGGAAGUGGCUCAUUUGGGGUCGUGUACCAGGCACGGCUGGCAGACACCAGGGAAUUGGUGGCCAUCAAGAAGGUUCUCCAGGACAAGAGGUUCAAGAACCGAGAGCUGCAGAUUAUGCGUAAGCUGGACCACUGCAAUAUCGUGAGGCUGAGAUACUUUUUCUACUCCAGUGGGGAGAAGAAAGACGAGCUUUACCUAAACCUGGUGCUGGAAUAUGUGCCCGAAACAGUGUACCGGGUGGCCCGCCAUUUUACCAAGGCCAAGUUGAGCAUCCCUAUCAUCUAUGUCAAGGUGUACAUGUACCAGCUCUUCCGGAGCUUGGCCUACAUCCACUCCCAGGGUGUGUGUCACCGCGACAUCAAGCCCCAGAACCUGCUGGUGGACCCCGACACUGCUGUCCUCAAGCUCUGCGAUUUUGGCAGUGCAAAACAGUUGGUCCGCGGGGAGCCCAAUGUCUCCUACAUCUGUUCUCGCUACUACCGGGCCCCAGAGCUGAUCUUCGGAGCCACCGAUUACACCUCAUCCAUCGAUGUGUGGUCGGCUGGCUGCGUACUGGCUGAGCUCCUCUUGGGCCAGCCCAUCUUCCCAGGGGACAGUGGGGUGGACCAGCUGGUGGAGAUCAUCAAGGUGCUGGGAACACCGAGCCGGGAACAGAUUCGCGAGAUGAACCCCAACUACACGGAGUUCAAGUUCCCCCAGAUUAAAGCUCACCCCUGGACAAAGGUGUUCAAAUCACGAACGCCGCCCGAGGCCAUCGCGCUCUGCUCCAGCCUGCUGGAGUACACCCCCUCCUCGAGGCUCUCGCCGCUGGAAGCCUGCGCCCAUAGCUUCUUCGAUGAACUGCGAUGUCCUGGAACCCAGCUCCCCAACAACCGCCCGCUCCCCCCGCUCUUCAAUUUCAGUCCUGGUGAACUCACCAUCCAACCAUCUCUCAAUGCCAUCCUCAUCCCUCCUCACUUGAGGUCCCCGGCGGGCACUGCCUCCCUCACCCCAUCCUCACAAGCUUUAAGUGAGGCUCAGACCAGCUCGGACUGGCAGUCAACCGAUAACACAACCACCCUCACCAACUCUUCCUGAGGGCGCCACCAACUACCCUUCCAUCUGGGAGCCCUGUGUGGGGCUGGGAAGGGGGGCCAUAGCCCACCAAGCUCCUGCCCUGACUGGGCCCCUAGACUAGAGGGCAGAGGUAAACGAGUCCCCACCCCACCCCCCUAGUCCCUCCCUCACCAGCCUCACCCCUGUGGUAGGCUUUUUAAGAGGAUUUUAACUGGUUGUGGGGAGGGAAGAGAAGGAAGGACAGGGGAUGGGGGGCAUGAGGACCUUCCACCCCCUCAGCCCCCCACCCUCCCCCCAGGUCUCCACCUCCUCCAACCCCCUCCCCCACUGUGUCCCUUGUAAAUAGAACCAGACCAGCCCCUCUCCUCCUCUUCCCUUCCCUUUCCCCCGGGUGUAAAUAGAUUGUUAUAAUUUUUUUCUUAAAGAAAAUGUCGAUUCGCACCGUCCAACCUGGCCCCUUCCCCUCCUACAGCUGUGUCCCUGCUCCUGUCCUCUGCCCCUAAGGCCUCCUCCCUCCUCUCCCCGCCCUGGAGGGCAGGGGCAGUGGGGGAGCUCCUGAUGUCUUAGUUUUCACAGUAAGGUUUGCCUGUGUACAGACCUCCGUUCAAUAAAUUAUUGGCAUGAAAACCUG
Molecule: messenger RNA, 2131 nt
Organism: Bubalus bubalis (water buffalo)
Lineage: Eukaryota; Metazoa; Chordata; Mammalia; Artiodactyla; Bovidae
Gene: GSK3A
Product: glycogen synthase kinase 3 alpha
Exons: 11
Coding region: 70-1521 (483 amino acids)
Biological process (GO): negative regulation of TOR signaling; insulin receptor signaling pathway; protein phosphorylation
Cellular component (GO): nucleus; cytosol; axon
Molecular function (GO): protein serine/threonine kinase activity; ATP binding
Source: RefSeq, a predicted model, not a curated record